CCUCAAAACAGCAUCAUUCAUCACCCCCUUUUGUUCUCUUUUUUUUUUUCCCUUUCCUUUUCUUUGCUAUUGUGAUUCCUCUAAAGACCGAGGUGAACGCUAAGCCGAGGGAGGAUGACGACGAGCCCGAAGAAGGAGAGAUCGUCGGCAACCAAGACUCGGAGUCGUCGAAGCCUUCGAAGGGAAUUGCGCCGCAGUCUCACGCCCUGGAGCACUCCUGGACCUUCUGGUUCAAUAGCCCUGCCGCAAAGUUCGCCAAGUCCAAGCAGGAGGAUUGGGGCAGCUCCAUCGGCCCGAUCUACACCUUCAUUACCGUCGAGGAGUUCUGGAGUUUGUGAUAGAACAAAUUUGGCCAUUUUUUGGUGGUGGAAGAACCCUCGCAGGAAGGAGGAAGAAGCCCAGAACUCACAGAAGGGUUCUCAGGGAGGAGGAAGAAGCCGGUCUUAGCAAGUCCCAUGGUUUGGGGAGUGCCUCGCUAAGAACCUUUAAGAUGGCCUCUAGUCCACACGAGUCCCCUUUAGUCCCACUUAACUUAGUCCCAUCACCUAUCAAACAUGGGACUGUAGUCCAAUCCAGUCCAGUCCCUCCUAAGGAGGUGAAACAAACGCCCCCUUAAGGUCUUAUGCGCAUCUUCUGAGAUUUUUUUCCCUUUUGGACAAAAAAUUUAAACCAAAUACUGUAAUGUUUCAACAUGUAAAGUUGAUCUACAAUCACGAGCAUACUUCACUCCACCUAAAAACUAACUUUAACAAUUAUCAUCCCAAAAUUGUCCCUAAUUUAUAUAAAGUGAAGCGACAAGGAUAAU
This is a messenger RNA of Malus domestica (apple), 805 nucleotides long. The record is from RefSeq and is a predicted model, not a curated record. NCBI's taxonomy places the organism in Eukaryota, Viridiplantae, Streptophyta, Magnoliopsida, Rosales, Rosaceae.